Colletotrichum abscissum is the source of this 417-nucleotide messenger RNA. RefSeq lists its product as uncharacterized. Lineage: Eukaryota; Fungi; Ascomycota; Sordariomycetes; Glomerellales; Glomerellaceae. The transcript has a single exon. Bases 1 to 417 code for a protein of 138 amino acids. The record is from RefSeq and is a predicted model, not a curated record.
AUGCGUGUCCAAACCCUUCUUACCACUGUCGCCGCUUGCGCUUCGUUGGCUUACGCCGCGCCGGUUGCCGUUGAGGCAUACGGCCCUCCCCUCAACCCUCACAUUCCGGCCGUUGAGUCCAAGAGAGAAAACACGAUCGAAGCCUAUGGUCCUCCCGUCAACCCUCAUAUCAUCUCGAAGAAAAAUGCCGUCGAGGCUUACGGCCCUCCUACCAACCCUCAUAUCAUCUCAAAGAAGGACUCAGUUGUUGAAGCUUACGGCCCUCCUCUGAACCCGCAUAUUCCCGCCGUUGAUACCAAGAGAGACGCGGUCGAAGCUUACGGUCCUCCCACGAACCCUCACAUCAUCUCCAAGAAGGAUACUGUUGUCGAUGCAUACGGCCCGCCGACAAACCCGCACAUUAUUUCCAAAGAGUAG